CUCGGUUGUGGCUGAAAGAGGCGAAGCUUCACCGUGUCCCUGUGAAAGUAUUGAACGUUGCAUCGAGGAGGACGGUCACUAUCAUGUCUGUAGCAAGUCCAUCUACGGCAUUGUCGGAUUCAUGGGACUGCCCACCGUCCUCUUCGCGCACAGCUCUUCCGCCCCAACGGAUACAGAAGAGUGAGCCCGUACCCGACGAUUGGGAUAACGAAGACGAUGAGGAGGAAUCAGAGCCUCAGAAGCUUUGGGAUGAUGCGAAUAACAAAGCUCCGAUGCCAGAGCUCGUCGUCUCAUCCUCCAGUACUGCAGCGUCUGUGGCUCCUCCCCCAGCCGCCUUCAAGCCCGCUCUGCGGAUACUGAAACGCCCUACCCUGUCCACAUCCGCCUCGUCCUCAGCUCUAUCAGACUCGCAACAGAAGUCAUAUGCAGAACGGGAGGCACAAUACCAAGCAGCCCGACAACGGAUCUUUGGAGCGGAUCCAUCGACCAAGUCUGCGGCCGACUCUACUAGUGACAGCGAUAGGUCGCGGAGAGCCUCACCCAGUUCAUCGUUAGUUAGCUUGCAGACGCAACGUACCACGGCAGCUACAAUCAUUCGGAAUCCUGUAGGGCCAGAUCAGCCAAUGCAAGAUCCUUCUAAUCCAUCUCAGAAUAAGGCGGGUGCAUCUAGGGGCUUCAAUCGUAGGAAGGGUAUGCCGACAAGGACCCCAGGUUGAUUUAUCGGAAGGGACAUGAUCAUAUUGUACGAUUAUAAUUUGGACCACUAGUUGUAUAUCCGUAGUUUAGAGAGUGUUUUCUGUAGUCAUCCAUUUUUGCUCUGUUGUGUUGCUAUGAUUACUUUGAUGUCGAAGGUGCGCUUUUGCGGGAUACCCAAUGUUACAUUUGAUACAAAUCACCCAUUGUUAAGAAGUACAAGUAUGCAGGCACGGAUACAGCUACAAUUGUCUCUUUU
Messenger RNA from Somion occarium, 952 nucleotides. NCBI's taxonomy places the organism in Eukaryota, Fungi, Basidiomycota, Agaricomycetes, Polyporales, Cerrenaceae. The record is from the annotation of a GenBank genome assembly.